AUGGCAACGAUGAACGGCCACGUGCCCGCGUCCGCGCCCGAGACGCUGUCAAAGCCAGUUACGGGUGAAGAUACCGGGUUGAACGGCCAAGCACCUGGGAUCCAAGAGGAAAGCAAUACGACUGAGGCGACGCCCACUUCAGCAGCGUCACCACCAAAGAAACCACGCAAGAAGAAAGGACCCAACUAUGGAUACAUUCACCGAAAGGCUUUACCACUCGAAGCGCACCCAUUGCCUGCAUUUCAUCCCACCAACCCAGUCUCCCUCCUUCGUCUCGUCUACACAUAUCUCUCGCAACUUCUCAUGCCACCCUCGUCGCACAAUCCGGACCCCUACCUUGGCUUUUUCUCUCCCGAAUCGAGAUCGGUGCAUGUGACUGAUCCAAAGCACAUGCGUGCUCUGUGGGAAAUGGGCUUCUUCGGAAAGGGCACUCUUUCCCGUAGCGAGCCUAGUUGGCUUGAUCGAGAAACCGCGCGACUGAAGGCAAACCGAGCAGGUGGUGGCACUGCAGAGGAAGCGACGAAUGCGAGGCGAGAGAAGCGCAGACUCUUCAAGCUGGAGCGAGCUCGCCUGGAAGCCGAAAAGAUUGAGCGGCAAAGGCUCGUGGAAGAAGGGAAGCUGGAUCCUUCGGUACUAGAGGUCGCCGACGCGGCUACCGAGACCAACGCGGCUGCUCAGCCAAACGAUGCAGUAGUAGAUUCCACCUCGAAUGGCUCCAUCCAGCCUCGGGAGAGGGCAUCCACACUUCUAAGCCAAAAUUCAGACAUCAGCGAGGAAGGUGGGGAAGAGCAAAUAAUAGUUGAGAACCAGGAAUUCCUCCAACUGACUAUGGAGGAAGCAUUCUUCUUGAAGUACGGCCUUGGAGUUUUGGACAUCCGGAGUAGGGAGUCUGAAUCCGCUCUGGACGCGACGGAAAUGUUACGCUGCUUCUGCCAAUACAGCUACUUCCCGCCUCGGCACCCAACCCAUCAAGUCUCUCCUGACGAUCCAUUCCUGUUGAACUACGUUGUGUAUCAUCAUUUUCGAUCGCUGGGUUGGGUGGUCAGACCAGGUGUCAAGUUCUCGGUCGAUUACUUACUGUACUACCGCGGACCAGUCUUCUCACAUGCGGAGUUCGCGAUCAUGAUCAUGCCGUCGUACUCUGACCCCUAUUGGAGCUCGCAUGCGGGCAAAUCCAAGCGCCGGAUCAAGGAAGACGAGCAGAAGGACUGGUGGUGGCUACACUGCAUCAAUCGAGUACAGAGUCAAGUCCUCAAGACCCUCGUCCUUGUGUAUGUGGACGUGCCGCCACCUUCAGAAGAUGGAGAUGGCCAGGACGUCGGCAAGCUACUGAAAGCGUACCGGGUACGAGAAUUCGUCAUCAAGCGAUGGGUUGCGAAUCGAAGCAGAGACUAG
This is a messenger RNA of Lecanosticta acicola, 1395 nucleotides long. The record is from the annotation of a GenBank genome assembly. NCBI's taxonomy places the organism in Eukaryota, Fungi, Ascomycota, Dothideomycetes, Mycosphaerellales, Mycosphaerellaceae.